AUGUUUGGAGAUACAUUUGAAACAAUGGAGGAGUUAUUGAACCCAACCAUUACAAAUUAUCAAACAAGAAUAGCCAGAAAUUGUGCAGAUUAUAUGGAAUUGCCAGAGCUACCAAGACUGAAACAUUUUGCAGGUCUAAAAAAUUAAGGUGCCACAUGUUACUUGAACAGCUUAAUCCAAUCCUUUUAUAUGUGUCCUGAGUUUAGAAAAGUCAUUCUUUCGCUACCAUUAUGCAAAGAGACAAUUGAGGAUUCAGCUAACUUGGCUAAGAAUGAAAGCAGAAAUAGAUUCCUAUUGGAAUUUUAAAAGCUAUUUAUUUAAUUACAGAGCUUGUAAUCUAAAGCCACAUCAACUGAAGCCCUCACUUCAAGCUUUGGUUGGAAUGAAGGCCAACAAAUGUGGCAACAAGAUGUCUCGGAUGCAAAUAAGUAAAAAUGACAUAAAUUUAUAUUUAAGAGUAUUAUUUGAGACCCUUGAUCGAUCUUUAUAUGGGACUCCUUAUAUUAUUGCUCCAUUUUACAAGGGAGUGGUAUUUCAUCAUAUCACGUGUUUGAAUUGCAAGAAUUCUCAUGGAAAUGAAGAAAUCAUGUAUGACUUGAACAUUUAAGUGGAAGGCAAUAAAAAUUUAUCUGAAGGGUUAUUCAGUUACAUCAACCCAUUUUUGUUGGACGGUAACAAUUAGUAUUUUUGCGAUAUCUGCGGCAUUAAAGUAUUACUAUUCAAUAUAUUAACAGGUGGAUGCAUUGAAAGGAGACAAGAUCAGAAAAUUGCCACCUAUAUUGACUGUGACAUUGAAUAGAUACACGUUUGAUUAUGAGAAGAUGCAAAGAGUGAAAUUAAAUGAUAGAUUUGAGUUUCCUUUGGAGAUAGAGAUGGGAGUGUAUUUGGAAAAUCCAGUCGAUAAUUUAGUUUAUGAGUUACAAGGCGUAAUAAUUCAUAGAGGUAAUGCUCAUGGGGGACAUUAUUUCGCCUACUUUAGAGAUCUUUUGGACGAAGGAGACUGGCUAUCUCACAUUCCAGAAUAUUGGCAAGAAAAGGAAGAGAGCUAAUAGUAAUAAAAGAAAUAGAAUGCAGAUGAAGUCGACUAUGAUGAAGUGAAAUUGCCAUUCGAGAUUGGCAAUCCUAAAGUUGCCCAAGGAUGGUAUGAUUUUAAUGACAGUUCUGUAAUCCCCAUUCCUGUCAAUAAAAUUUAAUAACAAUAUCAGGGUUCAGAGAGUGCUUACAUUCUGAUUUAUAGAGAUAGGAAUUUAAUACCAUCGAAAUUGUCAAAUGAGGAGAUACCUAAAUAUCUAUUUGAUUAUGUGAACUAAUUAAAUGAAAAGAUUGAGUAGGACAGAUAAACAUAUGAGGAAGCCAAACAACACAUUAUUAUAUCAGUAGCAGAUGCUUCAAUAGUCGAUAUUUAAGAUCAUAAAUUACUCAAUGAGAAGUAUGAAAAGGCGUCAUACAAAUUAAAAUUAUCAACAACAGUCAAAUAGUUGUAUGAAUAAAUUAAUAAGGAUGAAUAUUGGUUAUUGGAAUUUUAAGAAAACUAUUAAACUAAAUUAUUGCAUUUUCCAAGAUAUUUGAAGAAUUUAGAAAGUACAUUAGAAGAAGAGAAAGUUGGACACGAAUCAACUUGGAUUUUGGUAAAGAAGGACUAAGACAUCCCUUAGGUGGGAUAGCAGAAAGUGCCUUACCGACUUAAUUUCAUCAUUAAUAAACAACCCUAAUCUUUUCUAUUGUAUACCUCUACCACAUUGUUGGAAUUAAAAUAAUUAGUAUUCGCUCUAACUGGAAUUCCUGAAAACGAAUAAGAAUUAAGAAAUACCCAGAAUUAGAAAGUAGUAUCAGAUUUGGCUGAUGAAACCUAAUUGGGAGAAAUGCAAUUAACUUUGGAGACUUAAAUCUUAGUUAAAAAGAAGAAUCAAGCUUAGACUGCAAGUAAGAACCAGAAGGAUUAAAACUAAUAACUAGGAGAGGAGAUUGUGUCAAUUCUGGUUGAAUAAGAUGAUAAAGUUGGAGUUUCAAAAUUUUGUAAAAAUCCUUAUUGUAUAUUUAGAUGUUAAUAUCAAUUAGACCAUUUAGGAGUUGAUAGAAUUUAUUAAAGAGUAAUUUGGAUUGACUGAUGCUCAUCGAUUAAGAAACCUCAACGGAAAGAUUCUAUUCUGUAAAACAGACCUCACAGUAUAAUUGAAGGAAUUCUAAGAUUUUAGAGAAGGGUAAGAUAGAAUUGUAAUAAUAUUUUAGAGGGGCAAGAUUGCAAAUCGAGAAGGGAGAAGUUCCUGAAACUGGAAAGAUUUCUAUAGUGGUUUAGUAUAAAGAGUAGAAUUUUGAGAUACAUGUUGAUCCUAGAUAAGACAAGAUUGAACAAAUCAAACUUGAAUCCUGUAAAUCUUUUAAUUUAGAUGCUACUUAACACAGACUCUAUAAGGUAGAUUGGUUACAAGUACCUUCUGAAGGAUUAACAGAUGAAACAAAAACAGUUUCUUAAUGUUAUCUAAGAGAUAGAGAUUUAAUUAUAUUAUGUGAAAAGACAGCAUAAAUUGAUUGUGAAUUGAUAAGAUUUUAGCUCUAUUCAACAACUACUGGCUACCCUGAUGAUUGUGUUUUUCAGAAGCACGAAACCAUGAGAAAGGAUGCCACUCUGAAAGACUUGAAAUAAAUGAUUAUUUCUAGUUUUGGAUUGAAUGUCAAUAUUGAUUAAUUGAGAGUCAGAGACAUCAAUAAAAACAGAUUCUUCGGAUAAGUGUUUAGAAAAUUAGAAUUGCCUCUUUAGAAAUUUUAAUUCUCCACUAAUGAUAUUGUGUAUUAGGUAUUAGAAAAUCCAGAGAAUCUUCAGGAGGAUGAAAUGCUACUAUUAAUAAAAGAGAGAGAUCCCAUUAAUAAAGUAUAUAUCAAGCCAUAAGAAUUUGUCUUUAAAGUAUCCAAAACACCAACUCUUUUGGAAUUGAAAGAUUAGAUUUCAAAAUUUGUGGGAAUCUAGGAAGGAACUUAAUUAGAACUAGCUAAAUUUGUAAUCUACGAAUUUUAAUGGUUGCAUUUAGAUCCUGAUGUUAUAGAGAAAUAACUAUAGGGUAAGGGCAAGCAGGGUAAAUAAGGUAAUUAGGGUAACUAAGGAAACUAAAAUAAUAAGAAAAAAGGUCAAUAGAGUAAGAAUUAAUAAUAAUAACAAUAAUAAUAAUAACAACAAUAAUAAUAACAAUAACAAUAGCAAUAAUAAAAUCCUUGCUAAAAUUUAAGAAAAAAUCCAAUCAACUUAAGUGAAGGAGGUAACUAUUUUAAUUAUAUCUUUAUAGACUUUAUUGGAUACAGAUUAGGUGAUCAUCCUAAAGAUGACUUCCAAACAAAAGAAGAUAAUGAGGUAUAUAUAACCUUUUAUAAUAAUUUAAUUAGCUCAGGGAAAGAAUGAUCGCUGCUCGUAAAAAUAAGCAUAAUGCAUUGGGACCAAUGAGGCGACAGCAGGAAUAAGGAUUUGCUGUAGCUAUUGAAUGAGG
Molecule: messenger RNA, 3476 nt
Organism: Paramecium octaurelia
Lineage: Eukaryota; Ciliophora; Oligohymenophorea; Peniculida; Parameciidae
Source: the annotation of a GenBank genome assembly